Molecule: messenger RNA, 1062 nt
Organism: Drosophila mauritiana
Lineage: Eukaryota; Metazoa; Arthropoda; Insecta; Diptera; Drosophilidae
Exons: 2
Coding region: 538-801 (87 amino acids)
Source: RefSeq, a predicted model, not a curated record
UGGUAUAUAGCUUUCGAUCCGACUAAAAAGAAGAAGCUUGAAAAUUGUAAAAAUAUAUUUCUAUGUGCUACGUCCGUUUGUGUUUUAUAUUGUUUACUGACCUGAUAAGACGAUAAUACGCCGCAAUGGAUGAAUAAUGUGAAAGCCAUUUCAGAGGGUCCGAGACAACGGCGAAGAAAGGAGAAAGAAAGGCCGACCGCUGCGAUAAUACCCGAUGGCCCAAAACAAAUUAGCAUAAUCAAGGCGCCUGCCCAAUGGCUGACCACUGAGAGAUACAUUGGGAGAUCUAUCGAGAAAAACACGCACUUUUGUGCCGCGAUCAUUAACGCGAUCAAAUGCAAAUGAGGCGACAUCAGUCAAGCGGCCGAAAGCGAAAUGUGCAUCAGCAUCAUCAGCUCGAUAAGUUUGGACUAGGGAUUGCAUAAUAGAGCUAACAUCAAACAACAAACGACCUCAUUUCGGAAAUCGCAAACGCCGAAACACGCCGAAGAUAGACCCAAAGUUUUGCAUGACGUAUACGCAACGUGGGCCGCAAUCAUGGAUCUAAUGGAGCUGCUGCAUCAGCUGUUCCUCCACAUACUCGACAUUUUUAAGAUCUACGUCAAGUUUGCACUGAUCACGCUGGUCAUCUACUUCCUGGCCGAGUGGUACAUACUGCGAUAUGGAGCAGAAUUGGAGGCCGAACUGGACGCCCAUCUGGUGGAAGGUGCCGAACUGAGGGAGGAAUCCCCCGAGCGACUCGAAUCGAAUAGCACGCUGAGCAAGGUGUUUCGCUUCGUCGUGAACUUUUUCAUCCUCUAAGCGACUGGAUUGAAGCCACUUGUCAAGGUCAAUCGCGGAGCUGACUGAGCAGCGGAAUCGGUUGCUUUUUCGCGGAAUUGCAAUUCAAUUCAGGCAGCCACAACUCAAGGCUCCCGUCAAGAGAAUGUAAAAUCGAACCAGUUGCAUUUAACAACAGAAAAUACAAAACAAAAAUAAAAACAAAAAAAAAAUAACAGCUGCAGAGUAAACACAAUCUUUAUAUGUAAUAAACAAUAACAGUAAGGAGCUGUAAAAAAACAA